AUGAAGACGAGGAUAGUAUACUCCAGGGAUUUUCUGCUGUCGUUUGGCGAGUUGGAGCAUUGCAAGAAGCUGCCCCCUGGCUUUGAUACAGCGCUUCUUAGUGAGCUGCAGGAGCUGUCAGCGGGCGUGCUUGAGAGAAACAAGGGCUACUACAAUACAUCCCAGGGACGGCCAGACGGGUCGGGGGGAGGAUAUACUUACUCUUCUCGUGGUGGGAACACUGGAGGGAGGUGGGACACUCGCUCAUCUGGAUCAAGCGAUCGGGAUGGGGAGUUACCCGAUCGCGAGUCUCAGACACAGGCAGGGCGUGGUGGAAACCAGUACAGACGCAAUUGGCAGAACACGGAGCAUGAUGGCCUACUGGGAAGUGGCGGUUUCCCUAGGCCAUCAGGAUAUGCUGGGCAGUUGUCAUCCAAGGAUCAUGGCAAUGCGCCUCAGCUAAACAGGACAUCGGAACGCUACCAGCCACCACGUCCUUACAAGGCUGCUCCUUUUUCGCGGAAAGACAUUGACUCAAUGAAUGAUGAGACAUUUGGGUCUUCUGAAUUAUCAAAUGAGGAUAGAGCAGAAGAAGAAAGGAAGCGGAGGGCAUCUUUUGAGUUGAUGAGAAAAGAGCAACACAAAGCAAUGCAAGGAAAGAAGAGUGGUCCUGAUAUCCUGAAGGAGAAUCCCAGUGAUGAUAUCAUUUCACAGUUACAGACAUCAACUGCAAAGGCAAAUGCCAAAACUAAAAAUGAGAAGUUAGAUGGUUCUGCAGUAUCCUUGUAUCAGGAAGAUACCACUAAACCAUCUUCAGUUCUACUAGCUCCUGCUGCCAGGCCGCUUGUCCCGCCGGGUUUUGCAACUGCAUUUGCGGACAAGAAGCUUCAGCCACAGUCGUCUAACAUCACACAUGAGCCGAAGUGUCAUAAUGCUACUACUGAGGCUAACAUGUUGACUGUUGCACAGCUUGGUGGUCAGCUAGAGGGUGACCAGUCAGCAACAGAGUUCACAUCUGAAAGUAAAGAGAAGGGAAUUUCCAAUAACGUUGCUAUUAUGGGUCCAAAGCACACGCUUCCAGCUGGUGGUGUUACCUCUUCAGCUGAAUUGCCUUCUAGCAUUCUGAAAGGGAGCGAGGAUUGGGAAGCUGAUGUAAUGGAUAAGUAUUCUAUUGGAAAAGAAGGCAAAUCUAAAAAUAUUGAUCCAGUUAGGAAGGAUGAUUCAGUAUCAAUCUUAGACCAGUUCUUUGGCAAUGUUUUAUCGAAAAGCGGCAGUAACCUACCUACUUAUGUUGAGAACCAGCCAUUGAAAACUGAUGAUGACAUGAUUGCUGCUUCUGUGCCAGAAUCAUCCAAAUUUGCUCGCUGGUUUCUUGAUGAAGAGUUGAAACCUGCAGAAGACUUAUCUUCAAAGAGCCUGCUCUCCAUGAUUGUCAAAAAUGAAAAUCCAGGUCCAGAAAAUAUAGUCCAUGCUCCUUUAUCUGAUGCUGCUGUCCAGAAUUUAUCGCCAAGAGCACCUAUUGAUAAACUUGAUUCUGGAUCAAAGCUUACCUCAUUUACAUCCCCUACGCCUGCCGAUGGAAUUCUUGAACAAUACAUCCAUCCUGAUUUUCCAGAGGCAGUUCCUGUUAUGAUGACAUGUGAGGAUCUUGAGCAGACAAUGUUAGCACAGGUUAGCAAUAGCAGCUCACCUCAGAUAAAUGCUACAAAGGAGCAACCGACUGUUAUGGAUGAGCCAGUUGCCAUGCAGAAAGUAGCUGUAGAUAAUCAUGCAUCACAGCAUCUUCUUUCAUUGUUGCAAAAAGGAACAGAUAAUAAGGGAGCACCUUUGCUGGGUUUCCAGAGAGGAUCAACUGAUGAACCUCAGAGUGUUGGCGCAAAUUUAAUGGCCAAUGGUGGAAUAUCUGGAAGUGAUCCUGUUAACGGUGUUGACAACGUUCCUACUUCUGGGAAGAACUUGACAUUAGAAGCGUUAUUCGGGGCUGCAUUUAUGAAUGAGCUCCACUCGAAAGAUGCACCAGUUUCUAUUCGAGGAUCCACAACUGGUGGUCCUACUGAGUUUGCAGAGACGGGUAAAACUCUAUUGUCAUCUAGCCAUGAAGGAUACUACCCUGUUGAACAGACCCUACACUUCAACAAUACUAAAGAUGCUGCUUUCCCUCGAGAACCAGGUAUCGAGCAUUCAGCAGUACCUGGUCUAAAUCAGGGGAGUGCUAGUUUUGACAAGAAAGGAAUGGAAAUUCAUCUGCCUGAAGAAGAUAAUUUGUUUACCAUGAGUGACUCUCUGCCUGGUCAAAAUUCUGAUAUUUUGGCAUCAGUAGGAUCCAGCAGGCUUGAAGGGCUAUUGCCUGAAAAGGCACUUGAUGACCUCAGUUAUAGGUUUCAACGUCUUGUGCCUGGAGAUGCAGAACACAUUCAAGUACUUGGUCCUCAUGCACUUGGAUCUCAUCCUCGUGACCAUCGUUAUCAGGUUGAUUCUCAGAAUCUGUAUCAUCUUCUACAGGGUAGGCCUCCUAUGAUGGCACCUCGCCCUAUGAUGGAUCACAUUGUUAAUAGGAAACAGCCAGCUUCAUUUGAUAUGCAACAGUCGAUACACCAUGAUUCUCACCGUUCUUUCCCAUCUAAUGUGAAUCCUAUGCAACAUAAUCUUCAUGGGCCAGGGGUCCCUCACUUGGACCCGAAUGCACAUAUUAUGCUACAACACUUGUCCAUGCCUGGAAGAUUUCCACCAGAAGGCUUGCCAAGAGGUGUCCCGCCAUCUCAGCCUGUGCAUCACAUGGCUGGUUAUAGACCUGAGAUGGGCAAUGUAAAUAAUUUCCAUAUGCACCCUCGCCAGCCCAACUAUGGAGAGUUUGGAUUGAUGAUGCCAGGCCCAUCAGGCCCAGAGGUGAGAGGCAAUCAUCCAGAGGCAUUGGAAAGGUUGAUCCAGAUGGAGAUGUCAGCCAGAUCGAAGCAACAGCAGGUGCACCACCCAGCAAUGGCUGCAGGCCGCGUACCUAGUGGGAUGUAUGGGCAUGAGCUUGAUGCGAAGUUAAGAUACAGAUGA
Miscanthus lutarioriparius is the source of this 3024-nucleotide messenger RNA. NCBI's taxonomy places the organism in Eukaryota, Viridiplantae, Streptophyta, Magnoliopsida, Poales, Poaceae. The record is from the annotation of a GenBank genome assembly.